AACCUUAUCCAAAACGUUUUUUCACAUAAAAAAUUGCCAAUCACAAAAAAUCAUCGACCGUUAGAUUCACAUCAAGCAAACGGAUCAACGGUUGAAGUCAAUCCUUAGACCUUAAAAUAACCAACAAAAGGGCAAAGCCAAGAGAGAACAGAAAGGAAAAGGAAACUAGGAAAGCACUUUUUCUUCAAAGAUACAGAAAAAACUAUUUUUUAUAUUUUAAUCUUCACUGGGAAUAAAGCAAAGGAUCAGUUGUCAAUCUGGGUUUUGGUUUUUGUUGUGAGAAAAAAAGGGAAAAAAUAGAAAAAAAUAGUUAUGGCUGAGGUUUUGGGGAAGGCAAAUCUGUUCACAACUUGUAAUUAUAGUCAGAAGAAGAAUCAAGAAGGUGGAGUUUCUUUGUUUUCUAAGAGAAUUUCUGGGCUUUGUUUAAAAAAGAAUAGUUUUCCUUCUUUGAAGGUGAAAUCUCAGGCUUUGAGGAGUGAUUUUAAUGGGCAAAGACUGGUCUUUUUGGAGAAGAAAACUGUGAACAAGAGAAGGUUUUGUCAGUUUCCCAUUAAAGCACAGAUGCAAACUGGCCUUAUUGGUAGAAGUCAAAAGUGGUGGGAGAAGGGGUUGCAACCAAAUAUGAAAGAAGUCACAUCUGCACAAGAUCUGGUUGACUCUCUUUUGAAUGCUGGGGAUAAACUUGCAUUAGUAGAUUUCUUCUCCCCUGGUUGUGGUGGCUGCAGGGCUCUUCAUCCCAAGAUUUGCCAAUUGGCAGAGAUGAAUCCAGAUGUGCAGUUUCUUCAGGUGAAUUACGAGGUGCAUAAAUCCAUGUGCUAUAGCCUUAAUGUCCAUGUGCUGCCUUUCUUCCGGUUCUAUAGAGGAGCCCAUGGGCGUCUAUGCAGCUUUAGCUGCACCAAUGCCACGAUCAAAAAAUUCAAAGAUGCAUUGGCCAAGCACACACCAGACCGAUGCAGCCUUGGGCCGGUAAAAGGGCUUGAGGAGAAGGAGCUUUUGGCAUUAGCUGCCAACAAAGAUCUUUCCUUCAACUACACACCAAAACCAGUUCAACCUGCUCCUGUUCCUGCACAGGAAGAGGUUCUGGUAUCAAAACAAGUUCCAUCUGAUUCAGGGACAAAGCUUCCUCUUCCUCUUCCUACAGCAUCCUUAAAGCCCAAAGAUAGUGAGGAGAAAAGCUUGGUUGGUGUUGGGAGAUGAUUUGGCUUGCUUUUCACCAACCCCAUUCCCCUCCCAAUCGCCAUUGUACAGUUACUACUACAGUACUGCUCCCAUGUUCAUCUCUCAUGUACUAAUAUCCAUGUUAGAAAUGAACAACACAGAGGAGUUGAAGCCAUACGGCAUCUUGUCUCCCCAUGGAGUUGCAGGUUUUUGGAUUUAUUUUUUGGGAUCCUAGCCUGCUUGAUUCAAGGGUGUUUGAAGAGCAACUAUAGCUGUGUAUAUGUUAAGUCGUCAUUUUUAUGUUCAAGGGAAAUCCACUUAGUGAAUGUAAAAUCAUAUUGUUUUAUAGUAUUUAUGGUUAUAGAAAUUGAAAAAGCCUUUUGUCUUUUUCAUUUUCUAUUUUCCCCUCUUUUAUGUGUUGGAAACAGAAUAUGAGUAUUUGUAUUGGAUAUUUAGUAUCAAUGACAGGUUACUGCCUUGCCUUUUUA
Molecule: messenger RNA, 1646 nt
Organism: Durio zibethinus
Lineage: Eukaryota; Viridiplantae; Streptophyta; Magnoliopsida; Malvales; Malvaceae
Product: thioredoxin-like 1-1, chloroplastic
Biological process (GO): cell redox homeostasis
Cellular component (GO): chloroplast
Source: RefSeq, a predicted model, not a curated record